Messenger RNA from Sturnus vulgaris (Common starling), 734 nucleotides. It is a transcript of the gene RCAN1, whose product is annotated as regulator of calcineurin 1. NCBI's taxonomy places the organism in Eukaryota, Metazoa, Chordata, Aves, Passeriformes, Sturnidae. Gene Ontology annotation, cellular component: cytoplasm; nucleus. Gene Ontology annotation, molecular function: nucleic acid binding; calcium-dependent protein serine/threonine phosphatase regulator activity. The record is from RefSeq and is a predicted model, not a curated record. Gene Ontology annotation, biological process: calcium-mediated signaling.
GGGUUGGGCUGCCUUUGGUUUAUAAAUGCUGUGUGCAGCAGCAUCCAGGGCUCCUGAAAAUCUUGGGAAUUGUGCAGGGAUCGCUGGGAAAAUGCAUUUCCGUCAUUUCCAUUACACUUUCAGCUCGCUCGUCGCCUGCCUGGCUGAUGGGGAGGUCUGCACUCAGCCAGAAACAAGGGCCAAAUUUGAAUCCCUGUUCAGACCCUAUGACAGAGACCUGACCUUUCAGUAUUUUAAAAGCUUCAAAAGAGUGAGAAUCAACUUCAGCAACCCUUUGUCUGCAGCAGAAGCCAGGAUCCAGCUGGACAAAACAGAAUUCCUUGGAAAAGAACUCAAACUCUAUUUUGCUCAGACUCUGCACAUUGGCAGCUCCCACCUGGCCCCCCCCAAUCCAGAGAAGCAAUUCCUGAUCUCCCCCCCUGCCUCCCCUCCUGUGGAUUGGAAACAAGUGGAGGAUGCCACUCCAGUCAUCAACUAUGACCUUUUGUAUGCAAUUUCCAAGCUAGGGCCAGGUGACAAGUACGAGCUGCACGCGGCCACGGCCACCACCCCCAGCGUGGUUGUGCACGUGUGUGACAGCGACCAGGACAGCGAGCACGAGCAGCCCAGGAAACCCAAACCCAAAAUCAUCCAGACCCGCCGGCCCGACUUCAGCCCCGCCCACCUGGGCUGAGCUCGGCUGGGCUGGGCUUAACUGGGUUUAACUGGGCUGGGCUGGGCUUAACUGGGCUGGG